GGCAUGUGGAUGAAGAUGCAUGAAGUCUUCUAAUCCUGCACAGCUGGGAAGCCAUGUUAAGGAGGAUUUCAGCAGCAAAUUAACACCAAUUUGUUAACUAUUUUACUUGUUGUUUGUAGUGCACAUUAUGAAACUUUACUCACAUAAUGACUCUCACAUCUCUUUUGCUAUUUUCAAGAUGGAGGAAGAGUGUGACAAAGGUCAUGAGGUAUGGAGUGACUCCGGAAAACAUCAUCCUGUAUGGGCAGAGCAUAGGGACAGUGCCGACGGUGGACCUGGCGGCCCGGUACGAGUGCGCGGCAGUGAUCCUCCACUCUCCCCUCAUGUCCGGCUUGCGUGUGGCCUUUCCCGACACCCGCAAAACCUACUGUUUCGAUGCCUUCCCGAGCAUCGACAAGGUGUCAAAGGUGGCGUCUCCAGUCCUGGUCAUCCACGGCACAGAAGACGAAGUGAUCGAUUUCUCCCACGGUUUGGCCAUCUACGAGCGAUGCCCGCGCGCCGUGGAGCCUCUGUGGGUGGAGGGCGCCGGGCACAAUGACAUCGAGCUUUACGCUCAGUACCUCGAGAGACUCAAACAGUUCAUCACGUUUGAGCUGGCUACCUCCUGAAGACGCGGUGCAGCGCAGCAGGCCGAGGCGCACACACACUCCCGCGUGUCGUGUAGGGUUCCUCUUUACCCAGGGCUGAGGACGCCAUUAGUACUUGCACUUGCUGACGAAAAAAGCUGAAGUCUCUCUCUUGAUAUUUAGGAGCGGGGCGUUUUCAUCCCUAUGGGGGAAAUGUGUUUUAAUGAUUUCGAACCACUUUCUAUUCUUUUAUACUUGAUGAAGAAAUGUUGACAUUUUGCACCGCAUUCAAUAAGUUGCAUUUGAUGAUUAGAUUUUUCUCCAGGUUUUUUUUUUUUUUUAAAUGCUCCUCAAGGGUUAAUUAAACUGCACUUUUAUUGUGCAGGUAUUUUCAGGUUAUUAUAUAUAUACAUUUUUUUUUCUAUGAUCUUUUUUUGGUGGUAAUUGUCAUAGCAUUCCCGUUUUAUGUUUCAAGUAGAUUAGUACAAGAGAAACCAGUAACUGACUUUUUACUUGGCCAGUUUGUGUGUGUGUGUGUGUGUGUGUGUGUGUGUGUGUGUGUGUGUGAGACAUGCGUUUGUGUGGUAAAGGCCGCUGACUGUCGGUCGAAAUAAUUGUAGCGGGCUAAUUAAAACUGGAAGACCCGUGGAAGUGACUUGACCCGUAAAUAAUGAGACGUACUGUCUGUGACUUCGAAUACAGUGGGGAAGAGAGUCGUAUCGUAUUUUUUUCAGCAGUGAAACACGGUGCUUUGUCGCAACACAGCAUUCAGGGCAUUGUUUUGGCGCAAACACUACAUCGUUCUAAUCGUGGGUUGUAUUAAAAAGUUGAAAUUUCAAGCUUUCUCUGUUGCUUUUAGCAUUGACCUUAUAAUAAGCCUUACGUUUUCAGACAUUUCGCUCUGACAUUCCUGUCAAUGAUUUCUCGGAAAUGGGAUUUUCUCUGGACUCCCUCUCGCUGCUACUCUAAUGGGGAAAUUCACUGUGAAAACUGAACCUUCGCUACAUAUAAAUAAGGUACCGCACCUCCUCACCGCUUUUUGACGUUCAUCCUGUUUCCCAAACAUCGGACAAAUCACAAAACCCAGGAAAAAGAAUUAUUCAUUCAAUGUUUUUUUCCCCCCAUACGGAGAAUGAAGGACUGUGUUUGUAGACAUUUCAUCAUAACGCUACACGACAGGAUGAUCAGAGCUGUUUUCUGCGCUAAUGAAGGACGUCGAUUGUUACCAAACAGGUGCGAUCGUCUGAUUGUGUUUUUAGCGUAUAGCAGAAGUUGUUGUUGGUAAACUUGACUUGUCGUAUUGCUGUAAGGUUAUGCAGUGGCGGUUCAUGUAUGAUGAUGUUCGGAGAUGAAGCUCUUUGAGACUCUUUUUAAAGAAUGGCAGAAACUGACCACAUCUGAGCCCGUCAUUGCUUUUGAUACUGACAUUUUUACAAUGUUUUUUCAGUAAUUAUUAAUAUUUACACCUCUUUUAAUGCUGGUUUGUAAGAUAACCGUACUAUACAUCACCCCCCUCUCUCUCUCUAUAUAUAUAGGUCUGUAAAAUAUGAAGUAAAUGGUAUUUAGCUUUGAUUUUUAUUGACACUGGAAUCACAGUAUGCAAAUAUAAUGCAGAGAAAACCCUAGUUGGUACAGACACUUUUGUGUGUAGGUUUCUUUGUUUUUGUUUUUUUAUAUAUAUCUUUAAAGCCUUAAAUGUGCUGCGAGAAAAUUAUUGUUCUUGAUGUAGGUUGUUGCUUCAUUGCAACACAGUGGUUAUUGUACUGCAUAUAAAGGAAUAAAGGAUGCAUGGAAACCCAAA
Messenger RNA from Sinocyclocheilus grahami, 2367 nucleotides. Its product is annotated as protein ABHD17C-like. Gene Ontology annotation, molecular function: palmitoyl-(protein) hydrolase activity. The record is from RefSeq and is a predicted model, not a curated record. Gene Ontology annotation, cellular component: endosome membrane; plasma membrane. Lineage: Eukaryota; Metazoa; Chordata; Actinopteri; Cypriniformes; Cyprinidae. Gene Ontology annotation, biological process: regulation of postsynapse organization; protein depalmitoylation. The transcript has 3 exons. Bases 147 to 608 code for a protein of 153 amino acids.